Messenger RNA from Spizellomyces punctatus DAOM BR117, 864 nucleotides. RefSeq lists its product as uncharacterized. The transcript is spliced from 2 exons. Lineage: Eukaryota; Fungi; Chytridiomycota; Chytridiomycetes; Spizellomycetales; Spizellomycetaceae. The record is from RefSeq and is a predicted model, not a curated record. Gene Ontology annotation, cellular component: cytoplasm. Gene Ontology annotation, molecular function: phosphatase activity. The coding region runs from base 1 to 864 and encodes 287 amino acids.
AUGCCGCUAUCGCCCCAAAUGCCCAUACACCUCCAAUCAACUCCUCUGCGAUACACAAUUUUAGAUGGAUUCUUUGUCCAAAGCCGCCCUGAUACGAACGACUCGUCCUUUCCCUUAGUUCCACCCCAUCUGGGACUGAUUGAUACCGAACAGGGCCGUUGGGAGAGGUUUGUUGAGAAACUCGAACGCGUUCAAGAAGAGAUUGGAGACAAGGGCGUUGUCAAGGUUCUGUUGUUACAGAGGCAUGGACAGGGAAUCCACAAUGCCGCUGAAGAAAAAUACGGAAAAAUCGCAUGGGACGACUACUAUUCCCGCCUUCCAGAGUAUUUUGACGCCCCUCUGACACCAUUAGGUAUUUCCCAACUCCACGGCAACACUGAUCUCAUCAAGGGUGAACUUGGCGAUGGGUUACCCCUUCCAUCCCUUAUUCUCUCGUCCCCGCUCUCAAGGUGUUUGAAUACCACGCGACUUAUUUGGGGGAGUUUGGUAGAGGGGUAUCAUCCGCGGGUGUUGGAAGAUCUUCGGGAAUCGUAUGGAGAGCAUACGUGUGAUAAACGGCGGAGUCGGACCGAGUUGGAGGGUUUAUGGCCGGAAUUUGAUUUCAGUGGGUUGGUGAGUGAUGAGGAUACCUUGUGGAAGCCGGAUGAGAGGGAAGAGGAUCAACAUGUGGAUGAGCGAGUUCAAAGGGUUUUCGAUGGGAUUUUUAUGGAUAGGGAACAUUUGUUUGUUGGAAUUGUGUGUCAUGGUGGGAUUAUUGAGGCGAGUUUGAGGGUGACGGGACAUCGAGCGUUUAGUGUCCGUCCUGGAGGAUUGAUACCGAUUGUUGUCGUUGGAUGGAGGGAGGCAACAAGGUGCCGAGUUUAG